Ziziphus jujuba (common jujube) is the source of this 970-nucleotide messenger RNA. RefSeq lists its product as uncharacterized. Lineage: Eukaryota; Viridiplantae; Streptophyta; Magnoliopsida; Rosales; Rhamnaceae. The transcript has 9 exons. Gene Ontology annotation, biological process: conversion of methionyl-tRNA to N-formyl-methionyl-tRNA; biosynthetic process. Gene Ontology annotation, molecular function: methionyl-tRNA formyltransferase activity. The record is from RefSeq and is a predicted model, not a curated record. Bases 1 to 825 code for a protein of 274 amino acids.
AUGCUUCGCCGCUUCUGCUGUUUGAGUUCGGCUUCUACAUCUUCUUCUUCACCAUGCGUUCCUUCUCCUCCGAUCUCUUUCUCUUCCACCAAGAAGCCCCUCGUCUUUCUUGGCUCUCCCACUGUUUCUGCUACCGUUCUUGAUGCGUUGCUCAAUGCAUCCACUUCCCCUGAUUCCUUCUUUGAGGUUGCAGCAAUUGUAACUCAGCCACCUUCGAGAAAGGAUAGGGGGAGGAAAGUGUUGCCUUCCCCUUUAGCAGAAUAUGCUAUUGAGAGAGGCUUCCCGUCAAACCUUAUUUUCACACCCGAAAGGGCUGGGGAGGACAUGUUCUUGUCCAACUUAAGAGCUUUGCAACCAGAACUUUGCAUUACAGCAGCGUAUGGGAAUAUUUUGCCCAGCAAGUUUCUCAAUAUUCCACCAUUGGGAACAGUCAAUAUACACCCAAGUCUCCUGCCGCUGUACCGGGGCGCUGCUCCUGUCCAAAGAGCAUUGCAGGAUGGUGUAAAAGAAACAGGAGUAUCACUUGCUUUCACUGUACGUAAGCUGGAUGCUGGACCUGUCAUUGCCUCUCAGAAAUUGGAAAUUGAUGAUCAAAUAAAGGCACCGGAUUUACUUGCACUGCUAUUUUCUGAAGGCUCUAAACUUUUGGUUCGUGAGCUUCCUUCUAUUUUUGAUGGAUCAGCUAAGGUAAAAGCAGAGCCACAAGAUGAUUCUAAAGCUACCUUAGCUCCAAAGAUUACACAUGAAGAGUCGUGGUUAUCCUUCGACCAAGAAGCAGCAAUCCUCCAUAAUAAGGUUGGCCAGGAACUCGAGCUAAAGUUGUAGUUGUUGACAAAGCUAAUGGUCACCGCAAUAUCCUAGAUCUUAAAGUUAUCACAACAAGAGUUUGCAUGAGUAGCAAUGUCACACUUGUUGAGUCAGAUGAUAUCGCAUUUACAAAGGGUGCAUUAGUAUUUCCAUGUGGAGGAGG